Melitaea cinxia (Glanville fritillary) is the source of this 2778-nucleotide messenger RNA. RefSeq names its product elongation of very long chain fatty acids protein AAEL008004-like. Gene Ontology annotation, cellular component: endoplasmic reticulum membrane. The transcript is spliced from 10 exons. The record is from RefSeq and is a predicted model, not a curated record. Gene Ontology annotation, molecular function: fatty acid elongase activity. The coding region runs from base 283 to 1212 and encodes 309 amino acids. Gene Ontology annotation, biological process: fatty acid elongation, saturated fatty acid; fatty acid elongation, monounsaturated fatty acid; very long-chain fatty acid biosynthetic process. Lineage: Eukaryota; Metazoa; Arthropoda; Insecta; Lepidoptera; Nymphalidae.
AUCGAUCAAACCUAUAUGUUGAGCGCAGGUGUAGUAGCCGUAGUGCCGAGAAAAUUGCGCGCGAUUCGCGCAUUCGAAACUACAGCGCCCCCACUUCUGACCGUUACCGUAGAAUUGGACAUUCGCUGUCCACUCGGGUAGUGACUGUGUUCUAACUGGACAAGUUAUUAGGAAAGAAUCGCUACGUUCCGCAGAAACGAUCUCUACCAGAAAUCUUUCAACUAAAGAUAACUAAGUGUUCUACCGUCUCCUCGUUAGCAGUUAUUUUUAGAUAGCACGAAAAUGGCUCUAAUUCUCCAAUAUAUUAAUGAUAUGCACGUUUUUAUGGAUAAAUAUGGAGAUCCUCGGACAAAUCCAUGGUUCCUGAUGAGUUCCCCAUUUCCUACUUUAUUAAUAUGUCUAAGUUAUGUUUAUCUAGUCAAGGUUCUAGGACCACGUUUUAUGGAAAACAGAAAACCCUAUGAAUUAAAAAAUGUUUUAAUAGUUUACAACUUUGCACAAGUUAUAUUCAGUGCAUGGCUAUUUUAUGAGAUCGGGGCCGGUGGCUGGUUCACAGGCAGGUAUAACUUUCAAUGUCAGCCGGUCGACCACUCGAAAAGUCCACAAACGAUGAGGAUGGUUCAUGCUUGUUGGUGGUACUACUUCUCAAAAUUCACAGAAUUUUUCGAUACGAUCUUCUUUGUACUAAGAAAGAAAUUCGAUCACGUAUCAACUUUGCACGUUAUCCACCACGGAGUGAUGCCCAUGUCUGUGUGGUUCGGAGUCAAGUUCACUCCGGGUGGUCACUCGACGUUCUUUGGCCUUUUGAACACAUUCGUUCACAUCAUAAUGUACACCUACUAUAUGUUAGCGGCCAUGGGACCUCAAGUCAGGCGGUACCUGUGGUGGAAGAAAUACCUCACAACACUGCAAAUGGUGCAGUUUGUUGGUAUAAUGGUGCAUGCCUUCCAACUGCUGUUCAUCGAGUGUGACUACCCACGAGCCUUCGUCUGGUGGAUCGGAAUGCACGCUGUCAUGUUCUUCUUCCUCUUUAAAGACUUCUACAACCAGUCCUAUUCCAAACCCAAGGUCCGCGCGCGGUCCCCGCAGCCGGCGGCGACGACGCUGGAGGAGGAGCUGAAGUACAAGAACGGCGCGCUCGCGAACGGCUUCAGCAACGGGCACGCCAACGGGCGCGUGCGGGCGCGCACCGUGCUGCCCGCCGGCAACUGACCGCGCGCCUUGGACAUCGUUAACCGACAUGCGUGCAACUGAGACGUUUACGUGCUUCGUGGCGGACAUUUUUUUUGGAACCGAGAACGUUCUCGUGGUACGUGGCGUCCGAAAUUUUUAUAACUGAGAACGAUUUUCGUGAUUCGUGACGUGACACUCGGUACGGCGCCCGUCGAGGUCCCGUCGUGUCCGUGAACGUUAUACUGACUUUUUUGUAACCACUUAACGUUUUUUAGCCUGUUUAUGUAAAAAAAAAUUAUUAAAAAGACAUAGUAUUUAAUAUUAAAUCGACUGACGGAAUGGAAUCUUAUCCAUUAUUCUUUAUUUCUUUGUUAACAUCUCAACUUGUAUUGUCUCCGCCGGUCGCUGUGUUGGUGAACUUUGUGUGACGACGGACAAAUUAGACUAUGAAUACAGAUUUACUUCGAGCUAUUUAUGUUUAUUGGGUCUUACGUAAUAUGGACCUUCCGGGCAAAGGUGUAGGAAUGAGGUGCAGUGACAUCUCUGAUCCGUUUUAGUGUUAAAUGUGAUUUAUCUAGUGUAUAUAAAGUUAGGCGGUAUCGAUGGUGUAUAUUUUAUUUUAUUGAUACAAAGUAAAGCUAGAUUUUGUGAUCGCAUGGUGUUUUGUACUGAUAUUAAAAUUUAAUACACAACUUCAGAAUUUAGAAACCAGUUUUAGUUUUGUGUUUGUAUAAAAUAAUCUGUUAUUGUUAUCAUUUUUUAAAUAAAAAGAUACAUCGUUCUAUAGAAACAAAUUGUCAAUUAUUUAAAAUAAUUUUCAUUAAAUUAUGAAAUCUUAUUAUUAUUAAUGCAAUAUUUUCAAUUGUUAUUAAUGUUAUGAAAUUAAAUUUUAUAAUAAAUUUUAUUGUUUGAACAAAAAAAGCUUGUUGGUGAUCUAGGAAUUGGUACAUCCUCAUCAUUUUUAUUGUAAAUUUUAUUUAUUUCAAUGAAGAUCUUGAUCAUACCUCUGAUUUUAGUAAAGAUGUCAUACAAAAUGCAAUGCUGUUACUUUAACACUUAGAUGGUUGUGUUGGUAAUUUAUUUUGUCUAAUUUUAAUUUUAUUUAUAUACCAAAAAUACAUUUUGGAAAUCACCCCGUGUCACUGCAAACUUAGCAUUAUAAUUUUAUUGAUAAUAAUAUUUUAUCAUGAGGGUACAAAAUUAAUUAGUCGAAAUUAUAUUAAUUAUUAGUUAAUUGGAAAAUAAUAAUGAUAAAGUUUACAGUGACAUUACGACAAAUAGCGAUAUAUCAUCUAUCUAUUAUUGGUUACGUGCUGUGAAAAUAGAAAAUUGUUUUUCACUACACAUAGCAAACAAAGAUUAAAAAUAAGAACGGGUUAGUAGCAAUAUAACCGUUGAUGUUCACAUUUAGUCUUCCGUUUUGUUUUGUACUUAUCUGAAAUUAGGUGCUUUGCAUUAUCCAUACAGCUCCAUUAUUAUUAUUAGCAGGUACAAGCUAAAGCUCGCCAUUUAUUGUAAAUAUUAACUCUGUUUUAUUAGUGAUAUUGAAAUCAAUUAAUGUAAUAUUGCAAUUUUAUACAAAAUGCAAAUAAAUUAUAAGAAGAA